Molecule: messenger RNA, 424 nt
Organism: Suillus subaureus
Lineage: Eukaryota; Fungi; Basidiomycota; Agaricomycetes; Boletales; Suillaceae
Exons: 1
Coding region: 156-407 (83 amino acids)
Source: RefSeq, a predicted model, not a curated record
GCUACAUUCAACCAAAAGAGCCAUCAAAAGAUUCUCGUACGCCACUAAAACAACAAAAGGUAUUACAUGGUAUCGUAAGGCCGGAAACUUUUUUCCGACAUUUAUUCUUGGCAGCUUAAUUUCCAGGGGCGCUGGAGUAGGCUCUACAUAGUUUAAUGGAGUACGAAGACGGGGUGCACAAGACUGUUCAGUUUGCCCCCUUGUCGCGGUCGGUGGCUGAGUACGAAGCAAUACACAUCACAACGAAGUUCGUCGUACUCCUGCCUUACAUCGCGCCUCGAGCCUUGAAGGAAAGUAUGGUAACUCGCGGGAUGUCUUUGCGGGAGAUAGUAAUCACACCCAAAUGCGAACGCGAUGAUCAUCGAAAUGUUCAACGAGUAGUGCAUUUGGGGCUUCGUAAACUUUGACUGGGGUGUCUAGCGCA